Molecule: messenger RNA, 5106 nt
Organism: Ochotona princeps (American pika)
Lineage: Eukaryota; Metazoa; Chordata; Mammalia; Lagomorpha; Ochotonidae
Gene: SMARCA4
Product: SWI/SNF related, matrix associated, actin dependent regulator of chromatin, subfamily a, member 4
Exons: 35
Coding region: 178-5106 (1642 amino acids)
Biological process (GO): positive regulation of transcription by RNA polymerase II
Cellular component (GO): nucleus
Molecular function (GO): histone binding; transcription factor binding; DNA binding
Source: RefSeq, a predicted model, not a curated record
CGGCGCGUGCGCGCGCAGCGGGGGCGCGGCGACGUGUGUGGGGGGGCGCGGGCGCGCGCGGCUCUCCCCUCGGUCGUCGGCGGCGGCGGCGGCGGCUUCUUUGUUUGGCGAGCGGCGCUCGGCGGGAGGGAAGGCGGCGGCGGCUCUCCGGAGGGACUCGCUGCAGCUUCCGGCACCAUGUCUACACCAGACCCGCCUCUGGGCGGGACUCCUCGGCCGGGCCCUUCCCCGGGCCCUGGGCCCUCGCCAGGAGCCAUGCUGGGCCCUAGCCCAGGCCCUUCGCCGGGCUCUGCCCACAGCAUGAUGGGGCCCAGCCCGGGGCCGCCGUCAGCAGGACACCCCAUGCCAACUCAGGGGCCCGGCGGCUACCCUCAGGACAGCGUGCACCAGAUGCACAAGCCCAUGGAGGCCAUGCAUGAGAAGGGCGUGUCGGACGACCCACGCUACAACCAGAUGAAAGCAGUGGGCAUGCGCUCUGGCGGCCACGCGGGCAUGGGGCCCCCACCCAGCCCCAUGGACCAGCACUCCCAAGGUUACCCCUCGCCUCUGGGUGGCUCCGAGCACGCCUCCAGCCCCGUUCCAGCCAGUGGCCCGUCCUCAGGCCCCCAGAUGUCCUCUGGGCCCGGGGGAGCUCCCCUGGACGGCGCUGACCCCCAGGGCUUGGGGCAGCAGAAUCGGGGCCCAACUCCGUUCAACCAGAACCAGCUGCACCAGCUGCGGGCCCAGAUCAUGGCCUACAAGAUGCUGGCCAGGGGCCAGCCACUCCCUGACCACCUGCAGAUGGCCGUGCAGGGCAAGCGGCCGAUGCCUGGCAUGCAGCAGCAAAUGCCAACCCUACCUCCGCCCUCCGUGUCUGCCACGGGCCCUGGGCCUGGCCCUGGCCCCGCUCCUCCCAAUUACAGCAGGCCUCAUGGUAUGGGAGGGCCCAACAUGCCACCCCCAGGCCCUUCAGGUGUGCCUCCUGGGAUGCCGGGCCAGCCCCCUGGAGGACCCCCUAAACCCUGGCCUGAAGGACCCAUGGCGAACGCUGCUGCCCCCACUAGUACCCCCCAGAAGCUGAUACCCCCGCAGCCCACGGGCCGGCCCUCCCCCGCCCCGCCCGCCGUGCCACCUGCCGCCUCGCCUGUGAUGCCACCGCAGACGCAGUCCCCGGGGCAGCCCGCCCAGCCGGCCCCCGUGGUACCAUUGCACCAGAAGCAGAGCCGCAUCACGCCCAUCCAGAAGCCGCGGGGCCUGGACCCUGUGGAGAUCCUGCAGGAGCGGGAGUACCGGCUGCAGGCCCGCAUCGCGCACCGAAUUCAGGAACUUGAAAACCUUCCCGGGUCGCUGGCCGGGGAUCUGCGAACCAAAGCGACCAUUGAGCUCAAGGCCCUCCGGCUGCUGAACUUCCAGAGACAGCUGCGCCAGGAGGUGGUGGUGUGCAUGCGGAGGGACACGGCGCUGGAGACGGCGCUCAACGCCAAGGCCUACAAGCGCAGCAAGCGCCAGUCCCUGCGAGAGGCCCGCAUCACGGAGAAGCUGGAGAAACAGCAGAAGAUCGAGCAGGAGCGCAAACGGCGCCAGAAGCACCAGGAAUACCUCAACAGCAUCCUGCAGCACGCCAAGGACUUCAAGGAGUACCACCGGUCCGUGACGGGCAAGGUGCAGAAGCUCACCAAGGCCGUGGCCACGUACCACGCCAACACGGAGCGCGAGCAGAAGAAGGAGAACGAGCGGAUCGAGAAGGAGCGGAUGCGCAGGCUCAUGGCCGAGGAUGAGGAGGGCUACCGCAAGCUCAUCGACCAGAAGAAGGACAAGCGGCUGGCGUACCUGCUGCAGCAGACGGACGAGUACGUGGCCAACCUCACGGAGCUGGUGCGCCAGCACAAGGCCGCCCAGGUGGCCAAGGAGAAGAAGAAGAAGAAGAAGAAGAAGAAGGCAGAAAGCGCCGAGGGGCAGACGCCGGCCAUCGGUCCGGACGGCGAGCCGCUGGACGAGACCAGCCAGAUGAGCGACCUCCCGGUCAAGGUCAUCCACGUGGAGAGCGGCAGGAUCCUCACGGGCACCGACGCGCCCAAGGCCGGGCAGCUGGAGGCCUGGCUGGAGAUGCACCCCGGGUAUGAAGUCGCUCCCAGAUCCGACAGUGAGGAGAGCUCGGAGGAAGAGGAGGAGGAGGAGGAAGAGGAGGAGCAGCCGCAGCCGACGCAGCCUCCCACCCUGCCCGUGGAGGACAAGAAGAAGAUUCCAGACCCAGACAGUGAUGACGUCUCGGAGGUGGACGCCCGGCACAUCAUUGAGAACGCCAAGCAGGAUGUGGAUGACGAGUACGGCGUGUCGCAGGCCCUGGCCCGUGGCCUGCAGUCCUACUACGCCGUGGCCCACGCCGUCACCGAGAGGGUGGACAAGCAGUCGGCACUCAUGGUCAACGGCGUCCUGAAGCAGUACCAGAUCAAGGGCCUGGAGUGGCUGGUGUCACUUUACAACAACAACCUGAACGGCAUCCUGGCGGACGAGAUGGGCCUGGGCAAGACCAUCCAGACCAUUGCCCUCAUCACGUACCUCAUGGAGCACAAGCGUAUCAACGGGCCCUUCCUCAUCAUCGUGCCCCUCUCGACCCUGUCCAACUGGGCAUAUGAAUUCGACAAGUGGGCCCCAUCUGUGGUGAAGGUGUCCUACAAGGGAUCUCCGGCUGCAAGACGGGCUUUUGUCCCCCAACUCCGGAGUGGCAAGUUCAAUGUCCUGCUGACCACCUAUGAGUACAUCAUCAAAGACAAACACAUCCUCGCCAAGAUCCGUUGGAAGUACAUGAUCGUGGACGAGGGCCAUCGCAUGAAGAACCACCACUGCAAGCUGACGCAGGUGCUGAACACACACUACGUGGCCCCACGGCGGCUGCUGCUCACGGGCACGCCGCUGCAGAACAAGCUGCCCGAGCUCUGGGCGCUGCUCAACUUCCUGCUGCCUACCAUCUUCAAGAGCUGCAGCACCUUCGAGCAGUGGUUCAACGCGCCCUUUGCCAUGACGGGCGAGAAGGUGGACCUGAACGAGGAGGAGACGAUCCUGAUCAUCCGGCGGCUACACAAGGUGCUGCGGCCCUUCCUGCUGCGGCGCCUCAAGAAGGAAGUCGAGGCCCAGCUGCCCGAGAAGGUGGAAUACGUGAUCAAGUGUGACAUGUCCGCCCUGCAGCGCGUGCUGUACCGCCACAUGCAGGCCAAGGGCGUGCUGCUGACCGACGGCUCCGAGAAGGACAAGAAGGGCAAGGGUGGCACCAAGACCCUGAUGAACACCAUCAUGCAGCUGCGGAAGAUCUGCAACCACCCCUACAUGUUCCAGCACAUCGAGGAGUCGUUCUCCGAGCACUUGGGAUUCACCGGCGGCAUCGUCCAAGGCCUGGACCUGUACCGCGCCUCCGGCAAGUUCGAGCUCCUGGACAGGAUCCUGCCCAAGCUGCGCGCGACCAGCCACAAGGUGCUGCUGUUCUGCCAGAUGACUUCCCUCAUGACCAUCAUGGAGGACUACUUCGCCUACCGCGGCUUCAAGUACCUACGGCUCGACGGAACCACCAAGGCCGAGGACCGGGGCACGCUCCUCAAGACGUUCAACGAGCCGGGCUCGGAGUAUUUCAUCUUCCUGCUCAGCACCCGCGCCGGGGGGCUGGGCCUCAACCUGCAGUCGGCCGACACGGUCAUCAUCUUCGACAGCGACUGGAACCCCCACCAGGACCUGCAGGCGCAGGACCGGGCCCACCGCAUCGGGCAGCAGAACGAGGUGCGCGUGCUCCGGCUGUGCACGGUCAACAGCGUGGAGGAGAAGAUCCUGGCGGCGGCCAAGUACAAGCUCAACGUGGACCAGAAGGUCAUCCAGGCCGGCAUGUUCGACCAGAAGUCCUCGAGCCACGAGCGCCGCGCCUUCCUGCAGGCCAUCCUGGAGCACGAGGAGCAGGACGAGAGCAGACACUGCAGCACGGGCAGUGGCAGUGCCAGCCUCGCCCACACUGCCCCUCCGCCAGCGGGCGUCAACCCCGACUUGGAGGAGCCGCCCCUAAAGGAGGAAGACGAGGUGCCCGACGACGAGACCGUCAACCAGAUGAUCGCCCGGCACGAGGAGGAGUUCGACCUGUUCAUGCGCAUGGACCUGGACCGCCGGCGGGAGGAAGCCCGGAACCCGAAGCGGAAGCCACGGCUCAUGGAGGAGGACGAGCUGCCCUCCUGGAUCAUCAAGGACGACGCCGAGGUGGAGCGGCUCACGUGCGAGGAGGAGGAGGAGAAGAUGUUCGGCCGCGGCUCCCGCCACCGCAAGGAGGUGGACUACAGCGACUCGCUGACAGAGAAGCAGUGGCUCAAGACCCUCAAGGCCAUCGAGGAGGGCACGCUGGAGGAGAUUGAAGAGGAGGUCCGGCAGAAGAAGUCUUCGCGGAAGCGCAAGCGGGACGGCGAGGCCGGCUCCUCCACGCCGACCACCGGCACGCGCAGCCGCGACAAGGACGAGGAGAGCAAGAGGCAGAAGAAGCGCGGGCGGCCGCCGGCCGAGAAGCUGUCCCCGAACCCGCCCAGCCUCACCAAGAAGAUGAGGAAGAUCGUGGACGCGGUCAUCAAGUACAAGGACAGCAGCAGCGGACGGCAGCUCAGCGAGGUCUUCAUCCAGCUGCCCUCCCGCAAGGAGCUGCCCGAGUACUACGAGCUCAUCCGCAAGCCCGUGGACUUCAAGAAGAUCAAGGAGCGCAUCCGCAGCCACAAGUACCGCAGCCUGGGCGACCUGGAGAAGGACGUGCUGCUGCUGUGCCAGAACGCGCAGACCUUCAACCUGGAGGGCUCCCUGAUCUACGAGGACUCGAUCGUGCUGCAGUCCGUGUUCACGAGCGUGCGGCAGAAGGUGGAGAAGGAGGAGGAGAGCGAGGGCGAGGAGAGCGAGGAGGAGGAGGAGGCCGAGGAGGAAGGCUCCGAGUCCGAGUCGCGCUCCGUCAAGGUCAAGAUCAAGCUGGGCCGCAAGGAGAAGGCGCAGGAGCGGCUCAAGGGCGCGCGGCGGAGGCCGGGCCGGGGCUCGAGGGCCAAGCCCGUGGUCAGUGAGGAGGACAGCGACGAGGAGCAGGACGAGGAUCGCUCCGGAAGCGGCAGUGAGGAAGACUGA